This is a messenger RNA of Prorocentrum cordatum, 945 nucleotides long. Lineage: Eukaryota; Dinophyceae; Prorocentrales; Prorocentraceae. The record is from the annotation of a GenBank genome assembly.
AUGAGGGAGUGCGUGAAGAGACUAUACACCUGCGCUGCAGGUGGUGCCACGAAGGAGGAGCUGGCGAGGAGAUGUCGGGCGACGCCUUCGAUGAUGAAGAAGAGCACCAUGAGUCCGCGCGAGCGAAGCGAGGUCUGGGACAGGCUGCAGAGCCCCCGCGCGGUCGAGGCACCGCCGCCGCCGAAGCCCCAGCUGGCGCUUCAGCCCUGCGAGGGCAACUCGCGGAUGGCCGCGGAGAGCGCCUCCACCUCGACUCGAAAGCGCGGGUGCAGAAGAGGGCGGCCCGCAUGGAGCAGCGGCGGCAGGAGUGAGGCCAAGGAGGCGAGCCUGGCUUCCGCCAGACACGACAGGCCUGGCGACCCGAUGGCCAUAGCGCGCCUGUACAGCGACCCCGGGUUCUGGUCCAAGGCGUCGGCUGCGGAGCCGCAGGACGACCCCGAGAUCCAGCGGCUCGUGGCCGAAGAUCGGCACAAGAAGGCCGCGCACGCCAACCUCAGCCCCGCGCUGCGCCAGUCGGUCUCGAGACUCUACGACGACCGGCGGCGCCUCGAGGACACCCUCGAGGAGAAGCGCAAGCUGAAGGAGCAGCUGGAGGCCAAGGAGCUGAAGGAACGCAGCGUCCACGGCGACGGGCCGUGCGGCGACAGCAGUGUCUUCGAGCGGCUGUACACCAACUACAAGCUACCAGAAACGCUUCAGGAUAACACUUUUUACGAGGCCCCUUGUGCUGGCGGGACGAGGCCUCCCCCGGCCGCCAAGACGGCGCUCGCCUCGGCCAGGUGCCCCCCGCAGAGCGCGAGGAUUCCGACCACCUCCUCCCGCGAAGCGGCUCAGCCCUCUCCGAAGUCGGCGCCUGGCAUGGGUUCACCCAGGGGCUCUCCCAGGAGACUUCAGCUCCGUGCACAGCCGUGCAGGCCGUCCCGAGGCCGCCGGCGCUGGGCCUGA